CCGUAAACAUGGCGGCGGCGUUACCUGCAUAACUUGUAUUUAACUUAAAAAGCAAAUGCAGGCGUUGAAUGUUUUGUUGUCAACAUUUUACAAUGUGAUCUGUAAUGAACUGUGUUCUCCGUGUUUCAAAAUUUUUCAAUUUGUUGGGGUGACUCUGGUUGGAACUCGGACUGACAUCGCUGAGAUGUUAGCCGCACACAGGUUAGAGGUUAGGAGCUGCGUGCUUCAUCCUGUUCCGUUGAGCCAUUUCACAAGGGGGCGGUGGCCGUGUUGGCUGCCGUACUGCUGGCCGCCGCGCCCUGCCUUCCGCAGGAGCCGCGGGGGGCGGUCGGGGAGUCAGUGCCGGAAGCGGCGGGGGAGCCGGCUGCCAACCUCAUUGAGCCCAUGCACGCACUGGACCCCCGUCAGCGGCACGGCUGCGGCUGCGACGGAGAAAAGACCCCCUCCUGGGCGGAUGGGGCCUCCCUCAACUGCAGCUGCUCUGGCCUCCAGCUGCUGUCCAUCCCGCCGGCGCUCAGCGACAGGCCCAUCCGAUCACUGUUAGUCCAGUCGGCAGGGAUGCAGAUUCUAAAAUCAUCAGAUCUCAACUGCUGUCGCCGCGACCUACAGGAGUUGACGCUGGAGGACCUAAAGAACCUCACCCACGUGGAAAACGGCAUCCUUCAGGAUAUGAGCCAGCUUAGAUCCCUGGCUAUGUAUCGACUAACUAGUCUCAACGACAUUCCGAAGGAGGUGUUCGAGACCCACUUGCCACGUUUACGUAUUCUGCGAAUAAUACACUCAGGCAUAAGGCGGAUCCCACCGCUAAAUUUGCUCGGAGACCAGAUUCUAGAGAUGGUGAGUCUGAAGGGUAAUGCCAACCUCCGCUUUCUUCACCCAGACGCCUUCCAGGGCAUAGACAGCUUGAGGCGACUGGACUUGUCUCGCACCGCCAUUACGAGACUCCCAACCCGUGGGCUGGAGAACCUGGAGCACCUUUUACUCCAGGACACUCAUCUUCUCAAGGUCUUUCCUGCUGCCUUCCACUUCAAGGCCCUGCAGGCGGCAAACCUCACAUAUCCGUACCAUUGCUGCUGCGCGUUCAGCCACCCAGCCGCACAUCGGCCUGAGGAGUACGCCAGCUACCAGGAGAAGCUACGGGAGGUGCAGGCACGCUGCUCUGAGCUGAACACGUCGCAGGUCAUGCUGCCAGGGCACAGACGCCCCAGGGGCACAGGCUGGGAGGAUCUCCUCCUCCAGGACGCCGACGAGACCUUCCACCAAGACAACGUGACCCUGCUGCCCGGGGUGCUGGAGGCUGUGUGCGGGGACCUGGCCCGUCCGCGGCCGCCCGUCAGCUGCUCGCCCGCGCCGGACGCUUUCUCCCCUUGCGAGGACCUGAUGGGCAACUGGUUGUUGCGUCUAGCCGUAUGGCUUGUGUCCGUGGCCGCGCUGCUGGGCAACGGCGCCGUCCUGGUGGUGCUACUGUCGCCUCGCCGCCGACUGUCCGUCCCGCGUUUCCUCAUGUGCCACCUGGCCGCCGCCGACCUGGCCAUGGGUGCCUAUCUGCUCAUGCUUGCCGUCAUGGAUGCUGUGUCGGUCGGCUCCUACUUCAACUACGCCAUUGACUGGCAGAACGGUGAGUGA
This is a messenger RNA of Frankliniella occidentalis (western flower thrips), 1626 nucleotides long. RefSeq names its product follicle-stimulating hormone receptor-like. The coding region runs from base 385 to 1626 and encodes 413 amino acids. The record is from RefSeq and is a predicted model, not a curated record. Gene Ontology annotation, biological process: G protein-coupled receptor signaling pathway. The transcript has 11 exons. NCBI's taxonomy places the organism in Eukaryota, Metazoa, Arthropoda, Insecta, Thysanoptera, Thripidae. Gene Ontology annotation, molecular function: protein-hormone receptor activity; protein binding. Gene Ontology annotation, cellular component: membrane.